AUGCAAGGGAUCUGCAAAGGGGGAAUCCGUGCAAAGGAAUCCAGAUUAGCAGACUUUUGGGAAAGGGGAUGUACUAAAUGCGGCCGGCUGGACUUCAUCCUGGUGAAGAAAAUGGGGAUUAAAAGUGGAUUUACAUUUUGGAACCUCGUCUUUUUAUUGCUGGUUUCGUGUGUGAAAGGAUUUAUUUAUACCUGUGGUGGAACUUUAAAAGGACUUAAUGGCACUAUAGAAAGUCCGGGCUUUCCAUAUGGAUAUCCAAAUGGCGCAAACUGUACAUGGGUAAUAAUAGCAGAAGAACGAAACAGAAUACAGAUUGUCUUUCAGUCCUUUGCUCUAGAAGAGGAAUAUGAUUAUUUAUCACUAUAUGAUGGACAUCCCCAUCCUACAAACUUUAGAACAAGGUUAACAGGAUUUCAUCUUCCUCCACCUGUGACAAGUACAAAAUCUGUAUUUUCACUACGUUUGACAAGUGAUUUUGCAGUUAGUGCCCAUGGGUUUAAAGUAUUCUAUGAAGAAUUACAGAGCAGUUCUUGUGGCAAUCCAGGUGUUCCACCAAAGGGUAUCCUGUAUGGUACAAGAUUUGAUGUUGGUGAUAAAAUCCGAUACAGCUGUGUAACUGGUUACAUUUUGGAUGGACACCCCCAGCUUACUUGUAUAGCUAACUCAGUGAACACAGCAUCAUGGGAUUUCCCAGUUCCUAUCUGCCGAGCUGAAGAUGCAUGUGGAGGAACAAUGAGAGGAUCCAGUGGCAUCGUCUCCAGCCCCGGUUUCCCAAAUGAAUAUCAUAAUAAUGCAGACUGCACAUGGACCAUUGUGGCAGAGCCUGGAGAUACCAUUUCACUAAUAUUUACAGAUUUUCAAAUGGAAGAAAAGUAUGAUUACUUGGAAAUAGAAGGUUCCGAACCUCCAACAAUAUGGUUGUCUGGAAUGAACAUACCUCCUCCUAUUAUCAGCAACAAAAAUUGGCUCAGACUUCAUUUUGUAACAGACAGCAACCACCGAUACCGUGGAUUUAGCGCUCCCUAUCAAGGUUCUUCCACUUUGAACAAAACUGCCUCCACUGGUGAGUUAGAGGAGCGUAUUGCGACUUCUACUGGUGCUAUUACUGUUGCUAGAACAUCUGCUGAUGUUACUGUAUCCAGUGUUACUGAUGGCACCAACCAUAGACUUUCCGAAGAGCAGCGAGUGCAAGCUACGAAUAUCAGAAAAUCGAUUCUGGAACCCACCACUUUCAAUGAAGCGCUCUCCCUUCAUCAAGCAGACAUACAAAGUACAGGACGACGACCAAGAAAUGCUGAGCAGAUAGAAAGAACUAAAGAACUUGCAGUUGUUACUCAUAGAGUGAAAAAGGCCAUAGAUUUUAAAUCUAGAGGAUUUAAAUUGUUUCCAGGGAAAGACAACAGCAACAAGUUUUCUAUCUUAAAUGAGGGAGGUAUUAAACAGGCAUCCAAUUUGUGUCCAGAUCCUGGAGAACCAGAAAAUGGAAAACGCAUAGGCUCAGAUUUUAGCCUGGGAGCAACAAUACAGUUCUCCUGUGAUGAAGACUAUGUGCUUCAGGGUUCCAAAAGUAUCACUUGUCAGAGGAUAGCUGAAGUUUUUGCUGCAUGGAGUGAUCACAGACCUGUGUGUAAAGUAAAGACUUGUGGAUCUAACCUUCAGGGACCCAGUGGAACUUUCACAUCCCCCAAUUUUCCAUUCCAGUAUGACAGUAAUGCUCAGUGUGUCUGGGUCGUCACAGCCAUCAACAACAACAAGGUCAUCCAGAUAAAUUUUGAAGAAUUUGAUUUGGAAAUUGGCUAUGACACACUGACAAUUGGUGAUGGAGGAGAAGUGGGUGAUCCCAAAACUGUGCUGCAAGUGUUAACAGGAAGUUUUGUACCAGAUUUGAUUGUGAGCAUGAGCAGUCAAAUGUGGUUGCACCUUCAAACGGAUGAAAGCGUGGGCUCAAUUGGCUUCAAGGUUAACUACAAAGAAAUUGAAAAGGAGAGCUGUGGGGAUCCUGGAACACCGUUAUAUGGUAUCCGAGAAGGGGAUGGAUUUUCGAACCGGGAUGUUUUAAGGUUUGAGUGUCAGUUUGGAUUUGAACUAAUUGGAGAGAAAUCCAUUGUUUGUCAAGAGAACAACCAGUGGUCUGCAAACAUACCAAUUUGUAUUUUUCCUUGCCUUUCCAAUUUCACUGCACCAAUGGGAACAGUUCUUUCACCUGACUACCCAGAGGGAUAUGGAAAUAAUUUAAAUUGCAUCUGGACAAUAAUCUCAGACCCUGGGAGCCGGAUCCAUCUCUCUUUUAAUGACUUUGAUUUGGAAUCUCAGUUUGACUUUCUUGCAGUAAAAGAUGGUGACUCUCCAGAUUCUCCACUGCUUGGCACGUUCACUGGUGCUGAGGUUCCUUCCCAUCUUACCAGUAAUGGGCAUAUAUUACGCCUAGAAUUUCAAGCUGAUCACUCAAUGUCAGGACGUGGAUUUAACAUCAGUUAUAAUACAUUUGGACAUAAUGAGUGUCCUGAUCCUGGAGUACCAAUCAAUGCACGGCGUUUUGGUGACAACUUUCAAUUGGGGAGUUCAAUUUCUGUCAUUUGUGAAGAAGGAUUUAUUAAAACACAAGGAACUGAAACAAUUACUUGCAUACUGAUGGAUGGAAAAGUAAUGUGGAGUGGGCCUAUUCCUAAGUGUGGAGCUCCAUGUGGUGGGCAUUUUUCAUCUCCCAGUGGAGUAAUCCUCUCUCCAGGCUGGCCUGGCUACUAUAAAGACUCCUUGAAUUGUGAGUGGGUGAUUGAAGCUGAACCAGGACACUCUAUCAAAAUUACAUUUGAAAGAUUUCAGACAGAACUUAAUUAUGAUGUUUUGGAAGUUCAUGAUGGACCAAAUCUACUGUCACCACUUCUUGGGUCUUACAACGGUACACAAGUCCCACAGUUCUUGUUCAGUAGCAGCAAUUUCAUUUACCUUCUGUUUACAACAGACAACAGUCGUUCCAAUAAUGGAUUCAAGAUUCAUUAUGAAAGUGUCACUGUUAAUACUUAUUCCUGCUUGGAUCCUGGCAUACCAGUUCAUGGACGUCGUUACGGUCAUGACUUCUCUAUUGGUUCCACCGUUUCAUUUAGUUGUGAUCCAGGAUAUAGGCUGAGCCAUGAGGAGCCUUUGUUAUGUGAAAAAAAUCAUUGGUGGAGCCAUCCGCUUCCAACUUGUGAUGCGUUAUGUGGAGGAGAUGUUAGAGGACCCAGUGGAACAAUUUUAUCACCUGGUUAUCCUGAACUUUAUCCAAAUUCACUGAAUUGUACAUGGACUGUGGAUGUCACCCAUGGAAAAGGAGUGCAGUUUACCUUUUACACCUUUCAUUUGGAAGAUCAUCAUGACUACCUACUAAUCACAGAAAAUGGCAGUUUCACGCAGCCACUGGCACGUCUGACUGGCUCAGAUCUUCCUUCACCAAUCAAUGCUGGUCUCUAUGGAAAUUUCAGAGCUCAGUUGCGCUUUAUUUCAGAUUUUUCAAUAUCAUAUGAAGGAUUUAACAUUUCUUUCUCUGAAUAUAAUCUGGAGCCUUGUGAGGACCCUGGGAUUCCACAGUUUGGUAACAGAAUCGGAUUUAACUUUGGGGUGGGAGAUACUUUGACAUUCUCCUGUUCAUCUGGAUACCGUCUAGAAGGAGCUUCGGAGAUUAUAUGUCUUGGUGGUGGCCGACGUGUAUGGAGUGCACCUCUGCCAAGGUGUGUGGCUGAAUGUGGAGCCUCCACGACAAAUAACGAAGGAAUAUUGCUGUCUCCCAAUUAUCCACUCAACUAUGAAAACAACCAUGAAUGCAUUUAUAGUAUUCAGGUACAAGCAGGGAAAGGAAUCAAUAUUUCAGCCCGAACAUUUCACUUAGCACAAGGAGAUGUUCUUAAGAUAUACGAUGGAAGAGACAAUACUGCUCACCUGCUGGGUGCAUUUACUGGAGCAUCACUGAGAGGACUGACACUAAGUAGUACUUCAAAUCAUCUAUGGUUGGAAUUUAAUUCAGACACGGAGGGAACUGAUGAAGGUUUUCAGCUUGUUUACACCAGUUUUGAGCUUUCACAUUGUGAGGAUCCUGGUGUGCCACAAUUUGGAUACAAGAUAAGUGACCAAGGCCAUUUUGCUGGCAGCACCAUCAUCUAUGGAUGCAAUCCAGGUUACACACUCCAUGGAAGUAGCCUUCUAAAGUGUAUGACAGGGGAGAGAAGGGCAUGGGAUUAUCCUCUGCCAUCCUGUAUUGCUGAAUGUGGAGGCCGGUUUAAAGGAGAAUCAUCAGGAAGAAUCUUAUCUCCUGGUUAUCCAUUUCCUUAUGACAACAAUCUGCGUUGCAUGUGGAUGAUUGAAGUAGACCCAGGAAAUAUUGUCAGCCUCCAGUUUCUGGCUUUUGAUACUGAAGCGUCACAUGAUAUCCUCCGCGUUUGGGAUGGUCCACCUGAGAAUGAAAUGCUACUUAAGGAAAUUAGUGGUUCUCUAAUUCCAGAAGGCAUUCACAGCACACUCAACAUAGUGACCAUCCAAUUUGAUACAGACUUUUACAUCAGCAAAUCUGGGUUUGCCAUUCAGUUCUCAAGCUCUGUAGCCACUGCCUGUCGUGAUCCUGGUGUUCCUAUGAAUGGAACUCGGAAUGGAGAUGGAAGAGAACCUGGAGAUACUGUUAUUUUUCAGUGCGAUCCUGGAUAUGAGCUGCAAGGUGAUGAGAGAAUAACCUGCAUUCAGGUAGAAAAUCGAUACUUCUGGCAGCCCAACCCACCAGUCUGUAUAGCCCCCUGUGGAGGAAACUUGACAGGCUCAUCUGGCUUUAUUCUUUCACCAAACUUCCCUCAUCCCUAUCCUCACAGCAGAGACUGUGAUUGGACUAUCACAGUUAAUAAUGACUAUGUUAUAUCAUUAGCAUUUAUCAGUUUCAGUAUAGAACCAAAUUAUGACUUUCUCUAUAUCUAUGAUGGAGCAGACAGCAAUAGCCCCCUCAUUGGGAGUUUUCAAGAUAGUAAGCUGCCAGAGAGAAUAGAAAGCAGCUCCAACAACAUGCAUCUGGCUUUUCGGAGCGAUGGAUCCGUUAGCUUUACAGGUUUCCACCUGGAGUAUAAAGCAAAGCUACGUGAGUCCUGCUUUGAUCCUGGGAAUAUAAUGAAUGGCACGAGACUUGGAAUGGAUUAUAAAUUGGGGUCGACAGUUACUUAUUACUGUGAUGCAGGUUAUGUUCUUCAAGGAUAUUCUACACUGACCUGCAUUAUGGGAGAUGAUGGAAGGCCUGGAUGGAAUAGAGCACUACCCAGUUGCCAUGCACCAUGUGGGAGUCGGUCAACAGGCUCUGAAGGAACAGUGUUAUCACCAAACUACCCCAAAAACUAUAGUGUUGGUCACAACUGUGUUUACUCUAUUGCUGUUCCCAAGGAGUUUGUCGUGUUCGGCCAGUUUGUAUUUUUCCAGACAUUGCUCCAUGAUGUGGUUGAGGUAUAUGAUGGUCCAACUCAGCAAUCAUCUUUGUUAUCCUCCCUCUCAGGAUCUCAUUCAGGUGAAUCCCUUCCGUUGAGCUCUGGUAACCAGAUUACAGUUAGAUUUACUUCAGUUGGACCAGUAACAGCUAAAGGAUUUCAUUUUGUUUAUCAAGCUGUUCCAAGAACAAGUGCAACACAGUGCAGCUCUGUGCCUGAACCAAGAUUUGGAAAAAGGAUUGGAAAUGAAUUUGCUGUUGGUUCAUUAGUUCUUUUUGAGUGCAAUCCAGGAUAUAUCCUCCAUGGAUCCAUAGCAAUCAGAUGUGAUACAGUACCCAAUGCUUUGGCACAGUGGAAUGAUUCCCUACCUACAUGUAUUGUGCCCUGUGGUGGAAUUUUAACUAAGCGCAAAGGGACCAUUUUAUCUCCUGGUUACCCGGAGCCUUAUGACAACAAUCUGAAUUGUGUAUGGAAGAUCACAGUGCCAGAAGGAGCUGGGAUUCAAGUGCAGGUUGUAAGUUUUGCCACAGAACACAAUUGGGACUCCUUGGACUUUUAUGAUGGCGCCGACAACAAUGCUCCAAGGCUUGGAAGUUAUUCAGGAACUACAAUACCACCACUUCUCAACAGCACAUCUAACAAUUUGUACUUAAACUUUCAGUCUGACAUAAGUGUGUCAGCUGCUGGAUUUCAUCUUGAGUACACAGCUAUAGGUUUAGACUCUUGUCCUGAACCACAGACCCCUAGCAGUGGAAUUAAAAUUGGAGACAGAUACAUGGUUGGAGAUGUGGUAUCUUUCCAGUGUGAUCAAGGUUAUUCCCUUCAGGGACAUUCACAUAUCACCUGUAUGCCUGGACCAGUGAGAAGAUGGAAUUACCCUAUUCCCAUAUGUUUGGCACAAUGCGGCGGUGGUAUGUCAGACUUCAGUGGAGUGAUCCUUAGCCCUGGGUUUCCUGGCAACUAUCCCAGCAGUUUAGAUUGUACAUGGACAAUCAGGCUGCCUAUUGGCUUUGGAGUGCAUUUGCAGUUUGUAAAUUUUUCCACUGAGACAAUACACGAUUACUUAGAAGUAAGAAGUGGAUCUACUGAGACUAGUACUGUUAUUGGGAGACUUAGUGGUCCUCAGCUACCAUCUCCUCUGUUUAGUACCACCCAUGAAACCAGCUUAUAUUUUCACAGUGACUAUUCACAGAACAAACAAGGGUUUCAUAUUAUAUAUCAAGCUUACCAGUUACAAAGUUGUCCUGACCCCCGGCCAUUUCGAAAUGGUUUUGUGAUUGGGAAUGACUUUACUGUAGGACAAACUAUUUCAUUUGAAUGUUUCCCUGGAUACACCUUAAUUGGAAAUUCAGCACUGACUUGUCUACAUGGAAUCAGUCGUAACUGGAACCACCCUCUUCCUAGGUGUGAAGCUCUCUGCGGUGGAAACAUAACUGCAAUGAAUGGCACCAUAUACUCUCCCGGGUACCCUGAUGAAUAUCCCAACUUUCAAGACUGCUUUUGGCUUGUAAGAGUUCCACCUGGGAAUGGAAUCUACAUCAAUUUUACAGUUCUUCAAACAGAGCCAAUAUAUGAUUUCAUAACUGUCUGGGAUGGGCCAGACCAAACAUCUCCUCAGAUUGGACAGUUUAGUGGCAACACCGCUUUGGAAUCAGUCUACAGCACCUCGAAUCAGAUUCUAAUCAAGUUCCAUAGUGAUUUCACAACAAGUGGUUUCUUUGUACUUAGUUAUCAUGCUUACCAGCUUCGAGUGUGUCAGCCUCCACCAAGUAUACCAAAUGCUGAAAUUUUGACUGAGGAUGAUGAAUUUGAAAUAGGAGACAUAAUAAGGUACCAGUGUCAACCGGGGUUUACACUGGUUGGUAAUGAGAUUCUGACGUGUAGAUUGGGAGAAAGACUACAGAUGGAUGGAGCUCCACCAACUUGUCAAGUGCUUUGCCCUGCCAAUGAAAUGCGCCUAGAUUCAACAGGCAUCAUAUUGAGCCCUGGUUACCCUGACAGCUACCCAAACCUCCAGAUGUGUGCAUGGACCAUAACUGUGGAAAAGGGUUACAACAUCAGCAUGUUCUUUGAAUUCUUCCAGACAGAAAAGGAAUUUGAUAUACUUGAGGUGUUUGAUGGUCCAAAUAGUCACAGCCCAUUGCUUAUUUCCCUUAGUGGAGACUACUCAUCCACUCUCAAUAUAACCAGCAAUAGUCAUGAAGUGUUUCUUCGUUGGUCAGCAGAUCACGGCACAAACAAAAAGGGUUUCAGGAUAAGAUAUAUAGCUCUUUAUUGCAGUACUCCAGAGUCCCCUCCCCAUGGAUUCAUUGUCAGUCAGACAGGUGGACAGCUAAACAGUGUCGUUCGUUGGGCUUGUGAUCGAGGUUUUAGGCUUGUUGGGAAAAGUACUGCUGUGUGCAGGAAAUCUCCACAUGGAUAUUAUACAUGGGAUGUACCAGUUCCAGCUUGUCAAGCAAUAUCUUGUGGCAUUCCUAAAGCUCCAGUAAAUGGUGGAAUAUUAACUACAGAUUACUUAGUUGGCACCCGUGUUACUUACUUCUGCAAUGAUGGGUAUAGACUCUCAUCCAAGGAGCUUACUACUGCAGUCUGCCAGCCAGAUGGUACAUGGAGCAAUCAUAAUAAAACACCUCGUUGCGUAGUUGUUACUUGUCCAAGCAUCAACUCCUUCACGUUGGAGCAUGGGAGAUGGAGAAUAGUCAAUGGCUCACAUUAUGAGUACAAAACAAAAGUUGUUUUCAGCUGUGAUCCAGGCUAUUAUGGUUUGGGGCCAGCAUCCAUUGAGUGUCUUGCCAAUGGAACAUGGAGUUGGAGAAACGAGAGGCCUUACUGCCAAAUUAUAUCUUGUGGAGAACUACCUACCCCGCCAAAUGGAAAUAAGAUUGGAACUCAAAUCACAUAUGGAUCUACUGCUAUAUUUACAUGUGAUUCAGGCUAUAUGCUAGUUGGCUCUGCUGUAAGGGAAUGUCUCUCUUCUGGACUCUGGAGUGGGACCGAAACAAGAUGCUUAGCGGGCCACUGUGGUGUUCCAGAUAUCAUUGUCAACGGGCAAGUAAUUGGAGAAAAUUAUGGCUACAGAGACACAGUUGUAUACCAGUGCAACCCUGGUUUUCGGUUGAUUGGUUCUUCUGUACGUAUAUGUCAACAGGAUCAUAACUGGUCUGGUCAGCUUCCAUCUUGUGUGCCUGUUAGUUGUGGUCAUCCUGGUAGUCCAAUUUAUGGAAGAACGAGCGGAAAUGGUUUUAACUUCAAUGAUGUUGUGACAUUCUCUUGUAAUACUGGAUAUAUUAUGCAAGGGCCAACAAAAGCACAAUGUCAGGCUAAUAGACAAUGGAGUCAUCCACCCCCAAUAUGUAAAGUGGUCAACUGCUCAGAUCCUGGAAUCCCUGCUAAUUCCAUACGGGAAAGCAAAAUAGAACAUGGAAAUUUCACUUAUGGCACAGUGGUGUUUUAUGAUUGCAACCCAGGAUAUUUUUUAUUUGGAUCUUCAGUUCUAAUCUGCCAGCCAAAUGGUCACUGGGAUAAGCCUCUACCUGAAUGCAUUAUGAUUGACUGUGGCCAUCCUGGCAUUCCUCCUAACAUGGUCCUGUCUGGAGAUAAGUAUUCCUUUGGAUCUACUGUUCAUUAUACAUGCACCGGAAGACGAUCACUAGUAGGCCAGUCAUCUCGGACAUGUCAACUAAAUGGACAUUGGAGUGGGUCACUGCCUCAUUGCUCAGGUGACACAUCUGGUUCUUGUGGGGAUCCAGGAAUCCCAGGACAUGGUUCUAGAGAAGACAGUGAUUUUAAAAUUAAAAGUACUGUACGCUUCAGCUGUGAUAUUGGCUAUAUCCUGCAUGGUUCAGAAGAAAGAACAUGCUUAGCAAAUGGAACAUGGACAGGAAGACAGCCUGAGUGCAAAGCUGUGCAAUGCGGUAACCCAGGAACAACUGCUAAUGGGAAAGUGUUUCGUAUAGAUGGAACAACAUUUUCUAAUUCAGUAAUUUAUUCCUGCAUGGAAGGUUACAUACUUUCUGGAUCUUCUGUAAGACAGUGUAGUGCCAAUGGAACAUGGUCAGGAUCCUUGCCAAAUUGCACAAUAAUUAGCUGUGGAGAUCCAGGUAUACCACCCAAUGGAAUGAGAUAUGGCGAUGAUUAUGUUGUUGGACAAAAUGUUACUUAUAUGUGCCAGCCUGGCUAUAUAAUGGAAUCAAACAGCUCUAUCAUUCGCACUUGUACCAGUAAUGGCACAUGGAGUGGAACAGUCCCAACUUGUAAAGCUGUUACCUGCCCAACUCCUCCCCAGAUCUCUAAUGGCAGAUUGGAAGGAACAAACUUUGACUGGGGAUUUAGUAUUAGCUAUGUGUGCUCUCCCGGCUAUGAACUGUCUUUUCCUGCUGUUUUGACCUGUGUUGGAAAUGGAACUUGGAGUGGUGAGGUACCUCAAUGCUUACCAAAAUUUUGUGGUGACCCUGGUAUUCCUGCUCAAGGGAAAAGAGAAGGCAAGAGCUUCAUCUACCAGUCAGAAGUCUCUUUCAGCUGCCAUAUUCCUUUCAUUUUGGUUGGAUCCAGUACCAGGAUAUGCCAAGCAGAUGGGAGUUGGAGUGGUUCAUCACCUCGAUGUAUAGAACCUACCCGCACAGCUUGUGAAAAUCCAGGAGUGCCACGACAUGGAUCACAAAACAAUACAUUUGGCUAUCAAGUGGGAAAUGUUGUUCAGUUUCAGUGUAAAAAAGGACACCUUCUCCAUGGAUCCACAACCCGCACUUGCCUUCCUGACCUUACAUGGAGUGGGAUUCAACCAGAGUGUAUACCUCAUAACUGUAAACAGCCAGAAACGCCAUCUCAUGCUAACGUUGCAGGAAUGGAUCUUCCUUCCCUUGGUUAUACUUUGAUUUAUACCUGUCAGUCAGGCUUCUUCCUGGCAGGAGGAUCAGAGCACAGAGCCUGUAGGUCUGAUGGCACAUGGACUGGGAAAGUUCCAGUUUGUGAAGCUGGUUCAAAGAUAUUGGUGAAAGACCCUAGACCAGCUUUGGGAACACCAAGUCCCAAGUUAAGUGUUCCUGAUGAUGUAUUUGCCCAGAAUUACAUAUGGAAAGGGUCUUACAAUUAUAAAGGCAAGAAACAGCCCAUGACUUUGACAGUUACCAGUUUCAAUGCAUCAUCGGGCAGAGUAAAUGCCACACUUACCAACAGCAACAUGGAACUGCUGCUUUCAGGCUUGUAUAAAAGCCAGGAAGCCCGUCUGAUGCUCCAUAUAUAUCUCAUUAAAGCACCAUCUCAUACAACUGUGAGCAAAAUGAAAGAGGAAAAAUGGGCUAUGGAUGGUUUUGUGAGUACUGAACCAGAUGGAGCAACAUAUGUUUUCCAAGGAUUUAUACAGGGUAAAGAUUAUGGACAAUUUGGACUUCAAAGAUUAGGUCUUAAUGUGUCUGAAGGUUCAAAUUCUUCUAAUCAACCACAUGGUACAAAUAGUAGUUCUGUGGCCAUUGCUAUCCUUGUGCCUUUCUUUGCCCUUAUAUUUGCAGGUUUUGGGUUUUACCUUUAUAAGCAAAGGACUGCACCUAAAACACAGUAUACAGGCUGCUCUGUACAUGAAAAUAAUAACGGGCAAGCUGCUUUUGAAAACCCCAUGUAUGACACAAAUGCAAAGUCUGUAGAAGGGAAAGCUGUGCGAUUUGACCCCAACUUGAACACUGUUUGCACAAUGGUAUAAUGUGGUAAUGCUUUGUCUACAGAAGUUUGGAAAUUGAAACACAACACAGUGCACGCGUAGUUCACUGAUAAAAAUUUAAAGCACACUUUUCAGGAUAUAAUGGAUCACCUUUUCCUGAGGAUGAUAGACAAGAGUGUUUUUUUCAUAAA
Messenger RNA from Alligator sinensis (Chinese alligator), 11273 nucleotides. It is a transcript of the gene CSMD3, whose product is annotated as CUB and Sushi multiple domains 3. Gene Ontology annotation, biological process: regulation of dendrite development. The record is from RefSeq and is a predicted model, not a curated record. The transcript has 71 exons. Lineage: Eukaryota; Metazoa; Chordata; Crocodylia; Alligatoridae. The coding region runs from base 1 to 11124 and encodes 3707 amino acids.